This is a messenger RNA of Bathycoccus prasinos, 678 nucleotides long. RefSeq names its product protein of unknown function UPF0047. The record is from RefSeq and is a predicted model, not a curated record. The coding region runs from base 1 to 678 and encodes 225 amino acids. The transcript has a single exon. NCBI's taxonomy places the organism in Eukaryota, Viridiplantae, Chlorophyta, Mamiellophyceae, Mamiellales, Bathycoccaceae.
AUGCACGCCUCCUCCUCUUCCUCGAACUGUUCUCGCGACUCUGCCUCUCUCUUCGUGUCGUCCACGCGAGCUGCUACCGCUCGUCGCAACUCCGCCGCUGCUUUUAGACCAACAUCAAAUAUAUAUCUUCGUCGCCAAAAACGGACAAGUCGAGGGUACGACAGAAAUGCGUCCACGACAACCACCAUUCGGUGUCAUCAAAAGACGAGUUACGAGACGGUCAACUUGGGAAAAACGCAGCACGGGAUUGCUUUCACGGAUCUGAACAACAUUUGCAACGAGAUGAUUGCAAAAAACGGGAUUAAGAACGGUCAGGUAGUAGUACACUCGCGUCACACCACGACGGCAGUUACGAUAAACGAGUACGAAGAAAGGUUAGUGGACGACGCGAGACAGUUUCUGUUGAAGUUGGUUCCUCCUUUAUAUCCUUAUUUACACAACGACUUGCACGUCAGGUUUCCACCCGAUGACGAUCGUUGGAAAGGCACGGUCGAGGAGUGGAGAGCGCAAGAACCGUUGAACGCACACAGUCAUUUAAUUGCAAUGUUGUUGGGUCAAUCCGUGACGGUUCCCAUCUGUGACGGGAAGAUGACGCUCGGGACUUGGCAAAGUAUUUUGUUCGUCGAGCUGGACGGCGAAAGAGAGCGCACGGUGGGCAUUCAAGUUUCCGGCGAAUGA